CAGCGGAUCCCAGGAACUCCUUCCUUAGCAAGUUUCACUAAAGCCGCUAACUACCGUACUGACAAAUCGUUCUUUCCUCACUCGAAAAGCUUCACGUAGCGUGUCAAAAUCCCAUUCGCUGCUAGUCAAAACACUGCCCGUUUUCUUCCAUUGGGUAUAUGGUCAUUGUUUUUGACUACAUAGUUGACGAUCGAAGUCUCCGAGUAAAUAAUAAUUGCUCUCUCAAUCAUCAAUGGAGUCUGGGUUCAGUUACGUUUUAUGAUCUCUCACAUCCUUCUCUCCGUUAAUUUUAUGUUUUAAAGUGGUAAGAACAUAGGGCAUAGAGUGAAUUGAGACCAUGAGUAAGAAGACAAUUCAAGUUAAUGGCUUCCUCUCAAACGUGUCUGCUGCGGAAGUAACGACAUUUUUAGAGGGAUAUACCGGCAAAGCUACCGUCUUUGCCCUCAAGAUUAGGCAGCAGAGGAACGGUGCAAAAGCAUAUGCUAUCGUGCAAUUCAACGAAAGCUCCGAUGCAGAGCGAAUUAUUAGGUUGGCUAAUCACGGACUUUACUACCGGAGUUCGUAUCUUAAGGCUCGACAAAUGGAGAAGGACAUCGUGCAGAAGCCGAGAACCUUUUUGCACACGAUGGAGCUCAUUACGGUGCAUUUCGGCUGUCAGGUCUCGGAUGAAAAAUUUUAUGAUCUCUGGAACUCUGAUGAUGUUACUGUGAAAUUUGGGGCAGGAAUGCGGAAAUUGCUGUUUCUACUCUCACAUUGUGGAUCGGAAUACAAGCUUGAGCUUUUCUAUGAGAACAUCUGGCAGAUCGAGCUGCAUCGUGCUUACAAUCGAACCUCAAAGCAUCUUCUGAUCCAGUUAUUUGGUGCUCCACGGAUAUACGAGAAAGAAGUGCGCAGUUCCGGACUUGUAUUCGAUGAUCCCUUGUUUAACUACUUCAUGGAUGCACCUGAUGAUCAAUGGGUAAGGACAACUGAUUUCACUCGAUCGUAUUGUAUCGGCCAGUCUUCUGCAUUAUGUUUGGAGCUUCCACACAACCUCGAACUUCCGAAUUUUCAGGAGAACUUUGCUUACUACAAAGAAAACGAAGGCAGAUUGGUUUUGGAAAGUGGCUGUUCUUAUUCUUGCAAUCUUACCCUUGUCCCAAGUGUUCGCCCUAGGCUGGGAGUUAACUUGCCAUUUGAAAUAUUGUUCAAGGUUAAUUUGUUGGUGCAAAAUGGGUGCAUCCCGGGACCAGCACUCGAUGAUACUUUUUAUCGACUCGUCGAUCCUUCUAGAAUGGAAAAAGUCUACAUAGACUAUGCACUGGAGAAACUUUAUUAUCGAAAAGAAUGCUGCUAUGAACCUUUGAGGUGGCUCUUUGAGGAGUACCGAGUUUACACCAGAUCGACGAUACAUCCUGUGUCGCCUGCCAUAUCCUUGGACUAUGGUUUGGUAUAUGUAAGAAGGGUUCAGAUAACACCUUCUAGGAUCUACUUCGUUGGCCCUGAGAUUAAUGUUUCUAACCGUGUGUUACGUGAAUUCCGUAACGAUAUUGAUAAUUUUCUGCGCAUCAGUUUUGUCGAUGAAGAGUUGGAUAAGAUCCAUUCAAUGAAUGUGCAGGCAAGGGGUAGGCGAACUGGUAUUUAUGAAAGGAUUCUUUCUACUCUUCGAAAUGGCAUAGUGAUCGGGGAUAAGAGAUUCGACUUUCUUGCCUUUUCAUCGAGCCAGUUAAGGGAAAAUUCAGCCUGGAUGUUUGCUUCGAGAAUGGGGCUCAGUGCAGCUGAUAUAAGGUCAUGGAUGGGAAAUUUUAGUAGAAUAAGAAAUGUCGCAAAAUAUGCUGCUCGACUUGGCCAAUCUUUCAGUUCAUCAACCGAAACUCUUAGUGUUAAUAAAGAUGAAAUCAACCAUAUUCCAGAUAUAGAAGUUGUUACGGAUCAAAAUAAAUUUGUCUUUUCUGACGGAAUUGGGAAAAUAUCAGGUGAAUUUGCUAAGAGGGUGGCUGCUAAAUGCCACUUGAAUGGUACCGUCCCGUCGGCAUUUCAGAUUCGGAUUGGCGGAUUCAAAGGUGUUGUGGCUGUUGACCCCACCUCACCUUGGAAGUUAUCCCUCAGAAAGAGUAUGGAAAAGUAUGAAUCAGAGAGCACAAAACUAGAUGUUUUGACUUGGACUAAGUAUCAGCCUUGUUUCCUCAACCGCCAGUUGAUUACUCUGUUAUCUACUCUCGGGGUUCCAGACUGUGCUUUCGAGAGAAAACAAAGAGAAGUAGUAGAUCAACUCAAUGCCCUUCUGACAGAUCCCUUGAAGGCUCAGGAGGCGCUGGAGUUGAUGUCUCCAGGAGAAAAUACCAACAUUCUCAAGGAAAUGCUCCAAUGUGGUUAUAAGCCUGAUGAAGAACCAUUCCUUUCCAUGAUGUUGCAAACAUUCCGAGCGUCAAAGUUACUGGAGUUGCGGACUAAAACCAGGAUAUUCAUUAAAAAUGGAAGGUCUAUGAUGGGAUGCCUAGACGAAACCAGAACAUUGAAUUAUGGCCAAGUGUUUGUGCAGUUUUCUGGCUCUAGACCCGGGCAACGUUUUCUCGUUCAGGAUAAGGUAGUUGUCGCGAAAAACCCUUGCUUGCACCCUGGCGACGUGCGUGUCUUGAGCGCAAUUGAUGUUCCUGAUCUGUACCAUUUAGUGGAUUGUAUCGUCUUUCCACAGAAAGGAACUAGACCUCAUCCGAAUGAAUGUUCGGGAAGUGAUCUGGAUGGUGAUAUCUACUUUGUCUGUUGGGACACGGAUCUGAUUCCGCCAAAGCAAAUUGAGCCUAUGGAUUACUCACCAGCUCCAAGUGUUACACUGGAUCAUGAAGUAACCAUUGAGGAAGUUGAAGAAUAUUUCACAAACUACAUAGUCAAUGACAGUUUAGGAAUCAUUUCAAAUGCUCAUGUUGCUUUUGCUGAUAGAGAACCUGGCAAAGCGAUGAGCCACUCGUGUCUGGAACUUGCCAAGCUGCAUUCGAUUGCGGUUGACUUUCCGAAAACGGGCGUACCAGCUGAAAUACCACAAGAAUUGAGAGUCAAAGAAUAUCCGGAUUUCAUGGAGAAGCCGGACAAACCAAGUUAUCAAUCACACAGGGUUAUUGGAAAGCUUUUCCGGGAGGUGAAAAGUCUUGCACCUAACGAAUGCUCGAUCAAUUCCUUAACUCAGGACAAAAUGAAGAGGUUUUAUGAUCCCGACAUGGAAGUCGAUGGCUUUGAGGAUUAUAUCGACGAUGCUUUCUUCCACAAAAGUAAUUACGAUUACAAACUGGGGAACUUGAUGGACUAUUAUGGGAUCAAGACCGAGGCCGAAAUCCUCAGUGGCUGUGUCAUGAAAAUGGCGAGAUCUUUCACGAAGAGAAGAGACGCAGAGGCCGUCAAUAUGGCCGUGAGGUCAUUGAAAAAGGAAGCUAGGUCAUGGUUCAAUGAAAAGCGAAGUGGAUCGGAUGAUGAAAUAGACGAUGCAUAUGCAAAAGCCUCGGCUUGGUACUAUGUCACAUACCAUCCAAGUUAUUUUGGUCAGUAUAAUGAGGGAAUGAAUAGGGAUCAUUUUCUGAGCUUUGCUUGGUGUGUUUAUGACAAGCUGAUCCAAACCAAGAAAGAGAUUGCGAGCAUUCGGAGAGCUUUGGAUAUGUCGUCUUUGGAAAGCCGGUUUCGACGUGGAUUGGGUUUGGAUUGAGGUGGUUCGGCAUAUAUUUCUCGUUGUCCGAAGUAUGUAAAUAUGGCUAGUUAAUGUUUCCUAGGUAGUAUGAAUGUUGUCUAACGUAAAUAUCUAGUGGUGUUGAUUAAAAAAGCAUUGUAUGAUAUGCUGCAAAUUAGUUGGUUUGGUGUA
Molecule: messenger RNA, 3826 nt
Organism: Hibiscus syriacus
Lineage: Eukaryota; Viridiplantae; Streptophyta; Magnoliopsida; Malvales; Malvaceae
Product: RNA-dependent RNA polymerase 1-like
Exons: 5
Coding region: 338-3673 (1111 amino acids)
Biological process (GO): siRNA processing
Cellular component (GO): nuclear RNA-directed RNA polymerase complex
Molecular function (GO): RNA-directed RNA polymerase activity
Source: RefSeq, a predicted model, not a curated record